AUGCAACACAAAAAGCAGAACUGUGGCCAGACGGUGUCGACACAGUCACAACCCAAACUUGAUACAGAUACGGACAAUAGACCUCUCAGCCAGACUGCCAGCUUCAAGGGACCUUCAUUCAAUAUUUCGUCAUUUGUCUCCGCCAUCGCCAAUCCGCCAACCAUCACCCGCGAUGUUGCUGGAAUUGAGCAAGAUAGCCAGCGCAUCCUCGAACUAUGGACAGGUCAGGCGGCAGGCCACAGCAUGUCGACGACUCGCAACGGAUGCUGA
Messenger RNA from Colletotrichum costaricense, 270 nucleotides. RefSeq lists its product as uncharacterized. The coding region runs from base 1 to 270 and encodes 89 amino acids. Lineage: Eukaryota; Fungi; Ascomycota; Sordariomycetes; Glomerellales; Glomerellaceae. The record is from RefSeq and is a predicted model, not a curated record. The transcript is spliced from 2 exons.